Molecule: messenger RNA, 3164 nt
Organism: Ylistrum balloti
Lineage: Eukaryota; Metazoa; Mollusca; Bivalvia; Pectinida; Pectinidae
Product: ubiquitin domain-containing protein UBFD1-like
Exons: 8
Coding region: 5-919 (304 amino acids)
Molecular function (GO): cadherin binding; RNA binding
Source: RefSeq, a predicted model, not a curated record
CAAAAUGGCGUCACAAUCUGAAACACCACCAGAGGUCUGUGACCAAGAAAAGAUGGAAUCAACAACUAAUGAACUCCAGAAAAUAGAAGAUGAAAUAAAGGAGCAACCAGACAAAUCUGAUAAAGUAACAGAUCCUGGUGGGCAAGGCCAUGGAGAUGUCAAUCAAAACCAGACAGAAGCUUCCUCUUCAAAAUCAUCAGAGAAUACUAAUGCUGCAUCAGAAACAAAAAUGGAAGAAGUGGAAUUCAAACUAAUAUACAAAAAACAAAAGUUUGAUGUCUCAUUUCCUGUGGACAACACCAUAAAAAAUCUCAAGGAACAUGUUGAAACCCUUACAGGUGUUCCAGCAGCUAUGCAGAAAAUCAUGUUUAAAGGUUUAGCUAAAGAUGAAUGUACAUUACGAGACUUAAAAGUGACAAAAGGAUCCAAGAUCAUGGUGGUCGGGUCUACCCUUAAUGAUGUGUUAUCCAUGGGUAAACCCAGUGCCAAAGAGUUGGAGGCUGAUGCCAAGUCUGCAGCAUCAGCUGCUAAAGAAUCUUUAUCCAAACAGAAGGACCAUAAAAAGGUGCUAGAAAAACAUGGGAAACCAGAUGAUUGCAUUCCAGGUCACAAAAGACGAGAGCCAUUACCACACCAACCCAUUGCUGGCAUGUACAAUAAGUCAGGAGGCAAAGUCAGGCUCACAUUUAAGCUGGAGUUGGAUCAGGUGUGGAUAGGAACGAAAGAGAGAACUGACAAAAUUCCAAUGAGUUCUAUUAAAGCUAUUGUGAGCGAAGCAAUUGAAGGCCAUGAAGAGUAUCACAUGCUGGGAAUACAAUUAGGGCCAACAGAGGCUUCACGCUAUUGGAUAUACUGGGUGCCAGCUCAAUAUGUGGAGGCUAUUAAAGAAACAGUGUUAGGCAAGUGGCAAUAUUUCUGAUUGGAUGUGUUUGUACUGCUUCAUGUGAUGUGUACGGGAAGGACAUAUGGAAGUGAUAUGUGAUGACGAGACAGUGAACAUGUGGAUGGAUGGAUGCAAGGGAUCUGGAACCAAGCUGGAUGGUUCAUCUAGUAUUGCUUUCACUGCAAACAACUUCAUUUUUGAAUUAUUAGCUUUAAAGUCUUUUGAAACAAAGGCUUAUUGUGUUACUGAUUUUUCUGUAGGUUUCUUUUCAUUUACAAUGACAGUAAAUUGUUUUAAAUAGCAAAGUGCUUUCUGGUGCAUUAAGAAUGCAUUUUAUUACUUUACAAGGAAUGUUGCUUUUGUCCCAACAUGUAAUAUCCAUUCAGGUGCAGUAAAACCUGUCUAAAUAAGCCCUAUAGGAUAUGUACUCAGGUACUUAUGUACUUAAGUAUUCAGAUCUUUGUUGACAUUGACCCCUACUUUCCUCAUUAUGUACAGAUUACAUUUUGGUAUAUCAAGCCUGUCUAAUUCGAAUUUUGACUAUUCAAAAAUAGGUAUUACAUUACCAAUCUCAUUGAAUAGAUCAUUGGUAAACAUUUUGUGAAUUCAGGCCCUUCCAUUUUCUGCAUAAGAAUAUCCUUGCAAAAUUUUUAUUGCCAUAAAAGAUUUGAUCUGAUAACAUGCAUUUUCACAGUGUAAAUCAUCCUGAAUAAUUAAACAUCAAUAUUGACUUUAAACAUUAGGCUCACAAUCAUGCGGACUGUUUAAGUUUUCAUUUGUCUGUGGAAUGUCAUCCAUUUUUUAAUUUACAGUACUCAUUAUUUCUAUAGAUAACUGAUUGUGAAAUAAUAGCUGGAUAUUAUCAGAAUUGGUUUGUGGGUUCAACCUUCGCUGGGUCUCUACAUAUCUAAUUUGAGUUUGGUUGUAAGAUGGCUGACAGACAGCAAUUUUGGAUUGUAAAAUGGAAGAGUGUUAUCACUAUUUUACUGAAGAUAUCUUAAUAUUAGAAUAUGACUUCUCCUUGAUCGUCCACCUCAUCGUUAAGUAUUUGUGUUAGGUUCCUUUUCUCAGAAUCUAUAAGCACAAUAGUAACCAGAUUUAGUAAACAUUGUGACAAUAGGGUUAACAAUUUGAAUCGGAAGAAAUGACUGAAAUCUAUCUAUCCAUUUUGGUGAGUUUAACACAAUUGAAAUGAAUUCAAAAUAUUCGAAUUGACUUGAAACUUCGUUCAAUUAAAAUGUGUAUAAAUGUAUACAUAUUUAAACCUAUAUUAUUGUUUUUCACUGCUUGGCCAGAAUUUAUUUUAGGAGAAAUUUUCGUGUUAUGGGUCUUAGUCAUAUUCAUCAAUAUCAAGAUGUUACAUUUGGCUCAAAUUCUUGGGUAGUGUAAUUGUUUUAACAAUCAAAUUAGAUGAAUUUAUGAAUAACUAAUGUAAAAUUCAAAUUUUGAUAUACUGAGAUAUGGAAUACUUUAAUUGAAUUCUUGAGUAAAACAGUGACAUCUGGUGGGAUUUUGAUCUUCAGGAAUGCAGAUAAUACAUUCAAUAAUUUACCAAUUGAUUUCUAAUUUGUACACAGCUUCAACAAGGAAUGUUUUAUGUCUCAUUUACAUAAGUGAGUUGAAAUAAAUGCAGUGCGAUAUUCAAUUUUGCAGAAUUCUUUCAUUAAUUAUAAUUUUGAUGUUGAUAUUUAGGAAAUUACAUCUCAUAGACCCCAAAAUGACUUUAUUGCAAGCUUUAUUUAUGCCAUUAUAGCUAUAUAAAAGAAGGUUGUAUCAAAAUCAGAAAAUAGGUAUAUGUUGAAUAAGAUUGAUGUCUCCUGGUGGAUUACUGUAGCAGGUUUUUUUUUUAAUAUUCUGUGUAACAAGCAAUACUUAAUGGGAAUGUCAGUUAUAAUAUCAUAAAAGAAGGACAAAAUGUGCACAUUUCAGAAUACCUGUUAAGGCAUUCAUCAUUUUGUGUUAUAAACGUUAAAAUCUGUUAAAGUGUUAUUUUUCCUUUGAGAAAAAAAAGAGAUAUUUACUUCUGUAGAGAAUUCACAAAUUUUGCAAAAGUGUUGUUUUAUUUUGAAAACUAUACCGUAUAGUGAAAAUGUUAUAGUUCUAUUAUUGUUCAAUUUCAAUACUUACCACUUUUACACAUAUUGUUCAACUGAAAUGUGAAUCAAGCAGUCUUUUGAAUGAGAUACCUUUGAAAAUAUGACAAAGAGCUGUGAAAUACCUAGAGUGAACACCUACUGAUGUGUUUUCCUUGGUAAACAAAAUAAAAUUUGUUAUAACCAAA